Messenger RNA from Sycon ciliatum, 12609 nucleotides. RefSeq lists its product as uncharacterized. Gene Ontology annotation, biological process: protein deubiquitination involved in ubiquitin-dependent protein catabolic process. The coding region runs from base 892 to 10974 and encodes 3360 amino acids. Gene Ontology annotation, cellular component: cytoplasm; nucleus. Gene Ontology annotation, molecular function: K63-linked polyubiquitin modification-dependent protein binding; cysteine-type deubiquitinase activity. The record is from RefSeq and is a predicted model, not a curated record. The transcript has 4 exons. NCBI's taxonomy places the organism in Eukaryota, Metazoa, Porifera, Calcarea, Leucosolenida, Sycettidae.
AGUUCAUGCUCAUGCUCAUGCGACUAAGAAAAACCCGCUAUUAAAGUGAUCUAGCUCAGUUCGAUAGCGGAUCCUGCUUGAUUUCAACUCUCGUUGCAGCAAAGUGAUCAGUAUCGUUCCGUCGGUUCGGUUGAGGACAAACUGGUGAGGUCAGAGUUGCCGCCAACAACGCUGUGUGCUAGAACCCUCGAAGGCCUCUCCUUGUGCCGGUACCACUUGUAGUAGUAACAGGAACUGUUGUUUUUAUCGGACCAGACAAGCAUCCAGGCUGAGGCGUGACACGUGUUGUUCGCGGCGGAGCAGCCCGUCACGGUUAUCGAUGUCCACGCGUUCCUGACGCGAAUAAACCAGUACCGGUAGUUGUCCACUUGCCUAUGACUGCGGUCCAGUACUGCUGGAAGUGAGCAUACAGGUAAUCAUUGAAUGCCCCAGCAUCGACGGCAGAGAACGAGCAGCGGAAUUCACAGCGUGCCCCGACCUUAUCCAGGACAGUGGGAGUCGCCUGUCGUGAACUGGAAAGGCGGUGCAAAUGCGUUUCUAGACGCGAAGGCGCACUUCAGCAUCUAGUGGCGUGUAUGAAUCAUCUUUGGUUUUCAGUACCUCAUCAAGGCCAAGCACCACAGCAUUCAACGGGACAUCAGCAAACACUUUCAAUUACGAGCAUAUCAACAAACUGACUUGGCACUAAGGCGGGAUUGACAGUGAUCACCACAGCAGCAGCAGCAGCAGCAGCAGCAGCAACAACAAUUGUUUGAUUUGUCUCCAACACUCUUUCACACCUAUGGAUUGCUGCAUUCAUCCCUCAGCAGUAGCAGCUACAAGUGGGAAAUAUAAGUAGCUUGAGCAGGUUGAAUACAUUGAUUGAGACCGGUGUGGUACAUCUGAACAACAAUGUCAAAUGUACAACAACAUGGUGUAGACGAAGAGCCCGGAGGCAGCCAUGCCCAUUUGGCCACCAAUGUACCCGCUAAUACUCCUAUGGAAGAUGAUGAAGAAGACAAUGCCGUUGAAUGGAUGGCCACUGCCGAGGCAGUCCACACUGUGUUUCUACCACGAUGCCUGCCAGACCAGCGAGAAGAAGAUACAAACCCGUUGUUCCUACACUAUGGCCACCGUUCGGUACUGCGGAAAUUUGCCAGCAUCACCAAGGAUAUACUGCCGGCACGGAUACAUCGCAUGCUCAAUGCGUGGAACGACGCGUAUUCUCCGAAUCCAGUCAAUCUCUAUGUUACCUGGAAGCAAAUGGUACCAGCUGAUACCUUCCCAAUCUACUUGCCUGCCCAAAAUGCUGCACUGACAUUCACCUUGCUAGAGGGGAACCUGGUCAAUGUCAGCGCUUAUGACAUACAAACUGAAGCCCAGACAGUUGUGAAUGCCAAAGGUGCACUGCUGACUGAGCAGCCGCGGCUCUGCGUUGUUAUCCCGACCGAGCAGGCUUUCUCACACACGAUGGCUGACCAGAUCUGCUGUCUUCAACAGUAUGUAUUCCCUGAUGCAGCCGCUACUGGAAGUGAGUCUGACAAUUGUGAGGCAGUCAGCCCCAAGUAUGUCUUCGAGUGGCUCUUCUCUGCUUUUGCCGUACUUCAAAGACCUGGAACCUCAUCAACAACGUCACGUGUGCAGAAGAAGGUGCGGGAUGUUGUUACAGGCGCAGGGCCACGUGACUCUUCAAGUAUUCCUUGGCGACGUCAUCCAGCCUGGUUUGCUCUGAAGUUCAUCUUGCACGUGACACUGGUCAAUGAGAAAGGACAUCGACUCGGAAGCAUUAUCUACAAAAUGGCUAUGCUCCGAUUCAUGGCCGAGUUUGUGAAAUGUGGCUCUGGUGCAUACCACGAUGAUGCCGAUGUCCUACAGCAGAUGCUUGCAAAACUCAGCAAACGUAUUCACAAGCUCUCUCUACUUCUGGAAAGCAGCAGCAGUGUACCAAAAAUAUUGGCCACAAGAUGCCGGAAGGUCAUGCACAGUGCUACUUUAGUCGUGGAGCAAGCAAGCGAGCGCCAGCUCACCCGAUGGCACGCAUUCAGUGAUGCUGUUCAGGAUACAUCCCAACUUCCAGGUCUCCCUGCUCAGCAUGAUGAUGCCGAUUCAACCACUCUGCCACUUGAUGUAUCGGGAGACCGUAUCUCCGGCAUGCUUGGAGCAACCUCAGGUGAACCAGCCAGCAUACAACAAGGCCCAAUGGAGAAACAUGCUGAUGGCGGAUUUCCACUGACCAACGGUUCACGUGAAAGUCGUCUGAUUGGACUUCAUACGUGGGAAGAGAAUAUGCUAUUGCGCUGGAAAGCAAGGACAUCUCAGCCCAUGGCAUGUCACUCCGCUCUUGAGCUGAUGGAAGCCUAUGAGAGUGCUACGUUACACUUAUACGUGCAAGGCAAUGCCCUGGAUCAAAGCCGUCGUCUCCUUGUGGCGUUCGUACUGAUGGCAAUGUGCGACAUCUCUGCGACUGAAGAAUUCCCUCUGCUUCUGAAGCACAGCACUGAUGUUGACCCAUCGCCGCUGCAGCACAUACUGGCAACUACUCCACUGGAGUUAGAAGUUCUACAUGGCGUCGAGACGUACUUCAAGAGUCGCAACAACGCUGGGAAAAUGGAUGGGCCGUUGCAAGCUAGGGUGAUGAAUGAGUCCCUGUCAGUCAAAUUCUGUGAAGGCCAUGGCGAUAUGAUGAGAACACGUGAUCGACUGCUUCAAGAGGACAAGGCAAGGGAAAUGCAACAUGUUGCCAGUGUUGAAAGAGAGUUGAAGAACAUGAUAAAAAGUGAAGAAUCCUUUCGUAAGCUUGAUCACACUUACACGGUGGUGUCACAUGUUCACUUAGCAACCUGCCAUAAGUGUGAACUCGAUCGCGAGCUGGAUAAGCGGGAGCAUGACAUCUUUGAGCGGGAAAUGCCACCAACCGAGGCCUGUCAAAAAGCGAUUGCAUUUGAAGUUUGCAUACCCGGUGCAGUGAAAAAGUGGCGCGACUGCCUGCUGAAAUUCAACAAAGCAUUCCUCCUCUCGGUGGCCUUCAAUGGAACAGAAAGCCGAACUAAAGUGAGAUGGUUGAAGCGUGUAGAUGACAGAUGGCCAGUCGGCCCAAUCAUCUUGGCCAGUACAAACAAGUCCUUCACGCACUCUCAAUACCGGUCCCUCAAGCUACGCAACAGAUGGUCGUCUGAUGACUUUGUUGAGGCGUGCAUUCUCAAUUGCACUCUAGCUGAUGAUACGCACAGAUGUGCACUCCCAGCUCCACGGGCUCAAAACGACAAGGUGCAACAAUUAUGCACUAUUAGCCACGGCAAUGGCAGUUUACAGAGUUUCAUUAAAUCUACAGGUCACCAGCAAAGCAACGUCAUCGCGCAGCAGAAUAUCUGCCCGGACUUCUUCAGUGUUCGAGAGUUUGUGACGUUUGGAAGCAUACGAGCUGGCAAGCAACUACAGUGGUUCAACAUUCUGCGUGGAAUUCACCAGAAAACUCUGCUUCUACAUCGCAGUGAAGUCGUGCAGCUUAUCGCGCAGAGCAUAUGGCAAGCCGAGGCGAACGAAGAUAAUCGGCCGCUGCGUGACACGCAUCACCCGUGUGGAGAUGCUGCCUUUGUUCGCGAAUUCAGCUGUGAGCUGCAAAGCGUGCUGAACGGCGUGCGUGGCAACUGGGCAAACUACUGGUCACUGUGCAGUGUGAUCGUACUAGCUAACCGCCUGCUCAGUCUACACUCCCAGCUUGGACCAGCAGCGCCUGCUGAAGACACUAUUGAACGGCUGCAUGAAGUGCUAGCCGACUGUCGCAAAGUCGCCGUGGAAUGGCUUGACAAGAUCCGCUCACUGCUAGAGGAGAUCAAAGACGAAUCUGCUGGAAAGCUGCAAUCUAUGUCUGUGCACAUUGCAGCCUUUGGUGCACUGAGCUAUCGCCAUUCUGUGCAUCUUGAACAGCACGAUAACACACCGCUGUUCCACUGGUUGAAGUUUGUAACAGACCUACACCGCAAUACAGUGGCACACCAAGCCCUCGGGUUUCUGGAGAUAUUGAUUGCACAGGUCCUGCGUACUGCACGCAGUAACCAUUCAACGACAGUUCAGCUAUUCAACGGCGGUAUACAUAAUGGUAUCAAUGUCGAGUAUGAUACAUUUGUCACUGAGUUCUACGCUCCGGGCAAUGUUGUUUCGGGGUACGAUAUUCACCAGGACAAUCAACUUUGGAUCAACUGCAAGUGGCAGUCUGUGAAUGGCCACACCGAGUAUAUCCAGUUGGACCUACGGCAAGGCAAGUGCUGGAUCAAUGGCCUUGCGCCGGGGCGCUUGUCGUCAGACAUAACCAAUACCAAACUGUUCGCCCGUCAUUUCAGAUCAACUGUCUUUGUCGUCAGUCCAUGUACAAGUCCACAAGGCCAAGUUGCUCAAACAACAUCCGCAAUGACAGGAGCCGUGUCCAGUGAGGAUGUAGCCAACGAGGAAUCAUCGCCAGCUAUGGAAAGCACAGAGGAGAGGGUUGGUCCGUUUGUUUUUGCCAGCCACGACCGCUCUGGAAAUGGUCAACUGUGCAUUUACGAGUGCCGAGGUGAUGGUCGUAAGCUACUGCUAUUGGAUCCAUCCUGGUUUUCGGAUCGAAGCAACUUUGACUUGCCAGCCCUGCUAGUGAAAGAACACAGCUUUUGGCUGGAUCUUGAAAGCCAUGAAGUAUUCCUGCGGCCGGAGUACUUCAGGGACAAAGAUUUUGCUCGACUCGAUCGCUGCGAGUAUGUUCUGGACUUUGGAAAACGUCAGAUGAUGGUGCUGAAUGCUGCAAUCACUGGUAUCCCACCCGGGUCAACUAUGCUCAGCUCCAAAUCCCCGUUGGGAGCGUCCAUACUGGAAAUAAUGGCAAGGAUUGAACUGGCACAGUAUGUAGAGCUUUGGAGGGACACAGGAGGAACUGUACACAUUCGUCUGUCUCGACUUGGUCUAUCGUUCUUCGUUUCUCCGGAGGAGAAAGACUCCGGGCUGCUAAGGAGUGGAGACUACACAGGCUGGUGUGUGGACAGUGAUCAAAGUCUUGGAACUCUGAUCCCCUUAUCAUCUGGACUGGUUCUGGUACAUCACAAAGGCGAAGUGUGCGAACAACGAUGUUUGCUGGUACCGCAUGGCACACCUGAAUUUGCUCAAGGCGGUUCGUGUGUCAAAAUCAAUCUCACGGACCUGCGUGAACCACCUGUGUUCCGCGUCAAUAUACAGCCAAACCUCCGUCAGCUGCAAGCACCAGACAGUCGCAGUGCGUGGAUUUAUCUUGCCUUGUUGCAUGGCACGACAUCGUCAGUGCAUCCGGAUCCGUUCACAGGAAUGACUGGCAUGGAGAUGGCAAUGACUGUCCUGCAGUCGGCCAGAUGCUGGUCUGCCUCACCUCUCGACCAUACAUCAAUGUACUGGCUGUAUAAAGUUGCUUGCCUGUCACCGAGGCGCACGUCCAACCGAAGCGGAACAAUGCAACUAGUUGACUGGCCUAGCUAUGUUCCAUCAUACUGUGCAAGUGAUGCAUUCAUUCUCCUUGUCGAUAGGAUCAUCGCCAACAGCCAGUCUAUGGUCUUUCUCUACAAAGGGUCACAGUUUCAGGAGGGCCAGACUCAUGCUGAUAAAAUCUCUAGGCAUUCUGAGCGCUCUCUCAGUACUGUCUUCUACCACUGGAGCCAUGAUGACCUGCCUCUGCUUGCUCGUCCACUUGCUGCAAAUGCUCCGGCCCCGGUUGAUCCUCAAGAUAUUCCUUUUGCCCAUGAACCCAGCCAAGUGUCAAUGCGCACAGCCUGGAGACUUCUGGCCGAGCCCGAUAUGGAAGAUGAGACCACCAGGGGAUCAUCUCGUGCACCCAAACAUGAGUUGACCAUGGAAACACCGCACAAGCUGGUACCAGGACGUCAGAGUGACGGAACAGCAGUGUCUCCUUUCUUUGCCGCUACUGUACCAUCAGCCUGUAAUGCUGUACCACCGCCCUGUACUUCUCUGCCACCAUCCUGGAAUACUGGAGUUUCAUCAUCCUUUACUGCAGUGUCCCCAUCCAUCACAGUGAAUUCUGUGGAGAGUGAACUACUAAAGUUCAGUUUGUCUGACGAACAGAGGAGAGAAGAGAAGACGUUUAGUCCCAAACUAGCUUCUGGUUCUCUCCGUGAUUGUAAAGAUUGGGCUGGCAUAGAGUUGGUGAGGGAUUUCAUGGCGCUCCACCAACAUGUCGAAGAAUGCAACGAGAAGGACCGCUUGCGGCUAGCACUAAUGUUCUCCCUGUGGAGCUACCAGCGCGAGCAGAGUAGCUUACUGUUGGAGCUGUUGAUACUGCUAACAAACAGUGCUGUUGUAAGUUUUCCUGGCUUGCGAGUGUUUCCGGCACCACAUCGCCAUGUCCUACCCCAGGCAUCUAAAUUUACCGAUAUGAUCAUUUCAUUGGAACCUUAUAUCGAGGCCCAUGGCCUCCAGGAACCUGGAAUGUUUGCUGAAUCAGCCAAGAAGAAGAAGUACAAGGAGCAGGUUGAGGAACUACAGAGCAAAUACGAGACCAAGAGGAAGGUGUUCACAGAUGCCAUCAACCAGGACCUGAUUAGAGGCCAUACCUUGCUGCAAUACGGUCCGUAUCCAGGCACGUACUCAGAGUUAUCUCCUGCAAGGCUUCCAAUGGUGUUCCAGUUCACAUCCAAAGAGCCUCUAUUUGAUCACGUCCCUGGCUAUCAAGAAAGCUUUCAUAUUGCUCUGACCACCGCAAACUCAUCACAGAUUCUAUACCAGUAUGCUAAGUGCAUCGUUGAUGCUGUUAAGCAACAGGUCAGAACAGGACAACUACCACUACCUGGUUUCCUACUGACGAGUCCAUUGCCUGCGUGUCCGCGCAAUGAAUUCAACUGCCGGCAGCUAGUCAUUGCAACUCCGGAGAAAAGGGAAGAACUGGAAACAAUGCAAAGGCAGACAUAUACACAGCCGCAUGCAGACAACAGCGCCUCGAGUGCCAGUAUCCCACGAUUGACGCGUCUAACGAGCAGAAAGUUCGAUGACUUGGAGCUUCUUGAAGAAAAACUGAAAGGCAUGCAGUCUCGUGCGCCUGAAAGUCAUCGUCAAAUACUAGAUGAAUUCUCAGCUGACCUACACGAAAGCCUUGAUGAUCUGCGUUCUGCACAGCCAGAUCAUAAUGUAUCUACAACGUUCCAGUCACCCCUUGAUGAAGUCACCUGCAUUGGAUUUCACGGGAGAGAGCAGGAAAGAUGUUGGGACAUUCAAUCACGCCUCGAGACCGCCAUCAACCGUUGUGUUAGCAGAAGUCCGUCUCUCCAGGCUUUGCACUCAUGCGGCCUGCUGCUGCGACCAGUGCCGCUAGCUCUAUUCCCGGAGCUGCUGUCACGGACGGCCCCGGCGUCUGGAUUAGUCGAUAUCCGGAUCAGCGAUGACGUGCGCGAGCUCAUUGGUGCGUUAUGUGUUGCCAUGGUGAAUAUUCGGCGCUAUUCCCGGAUGUCUCGCCUGUUCAAGGAUGGACCAGAGGAUUGGCUGCAGAGAGAGAUAUCCAAUGCCCCACAUGCAACGUGGACUCCGUGUGAUCACCCCGAAUGGCUAUUGUUUGAGCUAGAGAAUGACCUGUGCAUACGGCAGAGACAAGUUGAUGUCGCAAAGCAGAUGAUGUGUGUCGGAUCGGCGUCUGCGAAGCGCAAGCAUGCAGUCAUGCAGCUGAACAUGGGAGAAGGAAAGACGAGUGUCAUACUACCCAUCAUUGCGGCUGAGCUAGCUGAUAGCCAUGCUCUGGUGAGAGUGAUUGUUCUGACUUCUCUGCACAACACCAACUUCAAUCAGCUCGUGUUCAAGCUUGGCGGACUUCUCAACCAUCGCGUCUAUGCCAUGCCGUUCCGCCGUGACAUUCCGAUCGGCGAGAACGAGGUACGCCGUUUACAUGGCUUUCUUCAGGGUGCCAAGCAGCGUCGAGAUGUCAUGGUAACUAUGCGUGAGCACUUGCUAUCUCUGCAAAUCAAGCAUCAAGAAGCGUGUUUCAAGGCACAGACCGGCCUGGCUAGGAGUUUAGGCAAGGUUAUGGCUAGCCUCCAGUACUGCGCUCGCGAUGUCAUUGACGAGGCAGACGAAGUUCUUAACUAUCGCUUCCAGCUCAUUUACCCACUGGGGGAUCCGUCAUCUCCCGAUGGCAAAGAGCUGCGUUGGGACACUGCCGAGCUUGUUCUGGAUGCCGUCAAAGUGUGUAUACCAGAAGUCAAACGUGCAUUUGAGAAGACGAUUGCCUACACCGGAAACACAGCACACGCGUUUCCAUUUGUGCGCAUUCAUGACUCCGUGGAGGAAACGGAAGCGUACAGGAUGCUUUGCGCGUUGGUGUCUGACUACAUAUUUGCCGGCCAGAGCCACCUGACAAAGUCAGAGUUCAUGGAGGGCAUGAGGCACACAACUCCGGCACAGCGAGAGUUUCUGAAGCGCUUCAUCCAGGUUGAAGAUCUGUCGGCCGCAGAUGUGGAGGCAUUCUCAUACAUCCCCGAGAACAUUCGGAAUACGCUGCUCUUGCUCCGCGGACUGCUGGCCACUGGUGUUCUGCGGCUGGCUCUGAAAAAGAGAUACCGCGUUGAGUACGGACUGUUAUCCACGACUCAUCAGAGCUCCGCGUCUAGUCGUGUUGGACGAGUGAUAAAGAUGGCAGUGCCGUUCCGAGCCAAAGACGUGGCUGCCGAGCGCACUGAGUUUGGCCAUGUCGAUGUGGCCGUCAUGCUGACAUUGCUAAGUUAUUACCAACAUGGCCUAACAGCUGAUCAGAUUGACAUUGUCCUUGCCAAGCUGCUGCGGAAAGAGGCCAAGAAUGAAAUCUACAACUCGUGGGUGGAGCAGGCCGGUCGGGAAUCAGUUGAUGAGAGCAUCAGACACCUGAGCAGUAUCAAUAGAAAGGACCCACUGCAGAUGAAGGAUCUAGUGUAUCCUUUCCUUUGCUACCAUACGGAUGCAAUCAAUUUCUUCGUGAACUCCACCAUCUUUCCCAGUGAGGCCAAGGAGUUCCCAAGGAAACUCGUUGCCAAUGGUUGGUCAAUGACUUCGACGCGGCGAGAGAUGAUUGUGACAGGCUUCAGUGGUACGAACGACACUCGUCACCUGCUCCCCGGCUCAACUGAACAGCAAGACCUCCCUCAGCUGAAGCAUACCAAUGCGUAUGUGUGCAGCUUGAUCUUGAAGCCUGUGAACAACCAGUAUCACGUCUUACCUGAUGAAGUCAAUGGUCAGAAAUUGGUCAACAGGCUGGUGUUACACGGAAGUACUUGUGGUGAAAACAUCUCCAACUUGAUCAAUACCAUCAUUGAUGCUGGCGCCACAAUUCUUGACUUGAGCAACGCUGACGUCGCUAAGUGUUGGCUGCAGAAAAGACCUGACAAGCAAGGCGUAGUCUACUUUGACCACGCAAACCAGCUUCGUGUCCACGAUCGCCGAAGCCAUAAGCCACGCAAGCUGGAAUUAAGUGCCUUUGCAAGCAAUCUGGAAGAGUGUCUUGUCUAUCUGGAUCAUGCUCACUGCCGUGGCACUGAUCUUCAAAUGGUUGAUGGAACGGUGGCAGCUGUGACUUUGGGAAAGAAACUUCGACGGGAUGAGUUUGUGCAGGCAUGCAUGCGCAUGAGGCGACUGAACAGCACACAUUCCAUCUCCUUCUGGGCCCCGCCGGAAAUUGAUCGUCAGAUUCGGCAGCUGUGCAGACUUGAGGCUGGUACGGGUGUCGAACACAAGCAUGUGCUACUCUGGUGUAUCAUGAACAGUAUCACGGCCACUGAAGACGGAUUCUACUCAUGGGCGAGUCAAGGCCUGGUACAUUUGCAGAUUGAUAAUGCUCUCAAGCAGCUGCAAUCGAACGACAGUGUCAUUUGCAAGACAGGCCAGCAGUGCACUCUGCCUGAUGGUAUGCAGCUAUGCGAUAUGUAUGGUCAAGCUCGCUUCCCGCAGCCUGUUGGGACCAUCAUUAGCCAGCAAGCGAAAACAGUCAUGGGCACAGAUGAGAUUGUCAAGCGAUGCAAUGCAUUAGUGCCAAACGUAUAUCGCUAUGCUCAAGAGCUAGACGAGGAACAGGAGAGAGAAAUGGAGCAGGAGAUUGAGGUGGAACGUGAGCGAGAGAUGCCCAGUUCCAAAUCUCCUGUCGGAGAAGUACUUCCAGAGUAUCUGAAAACAAUGGCACAGCAGGGCUUGUCAGUGCAACAGCUCCCAUCUCACAUCAAGGCUACUGGCCUGGUGAGAAUUUGGCGGUGCUUCAAAGACACUUCGCUGUCUAGAACAACGUUCCGCCCGUUUCUGGCUGGCCCACUCUGGCAUUGUAGUGAGAAUUUGUUUGCAACGUCAUCAUUUCGCAAGACUGUUGCUCAGGACUCAAGAGUGCUAAGUUACUCUGAUGCCUACAUUCGACCAGUGGAGUGGCUGUUGUUGAUACGUCAGCCCAGUCAAUCUACUGUUAUCCUGAUCAGCCCAUUUCAGGCCAAUGAACUCUGCAGACUUCACCGCCGCACGCCUGCUACCUGGAGCCCGUCAUCAUCACUGUUACUGUACGCCAGUCCAGGCUACAAGAUGCAAACCAUCAUGUCAGACUGGUCGUGUACAUUGGCUGGAGAAUCUCUUUCGCCGCUCCCUUGCCUUCCAAAUCGGCUGCAAAAAAUCUUUGCUGAGAUCCUGUGUUUCGCUGGUGGUUUGUUCUUUGGUCGAGACCGAGACGAGAUGCUGAUGAAUAUGUCCGCAAUCGCACACAUAUUCUCCCUGGCACCAGCUCCUAUCAGCGGCAGCAUGGAAACCGUGUCGUACGUUGAGAAACCGUCCACCUCCACACAGCACGCCAGUCCCGGCCAUUCGCUGAAGUUCCUGCGCCAUGUCUUGGAUGCACUGCGCUCGGCUGACAGCCUGGAGCAUAGCGAGAUGGGAUCUCUUCUGCUGCGCCGUGCCUGGACACCACAUGCGGACAGCGGUGCACACACUGGACACCAUCUCUCUGGAUCGGGGGAACCAAGUGCAAGGAAAUCUGUCCGCCAGUCUGACACUUGACUGCAGGUCCAAGAGUGAAACUUGCUGCUGCCAUCUCUGUCGCUGUCACCCCGUCUGCACUAAAUUCCUGUGCAUCCAGCAUAGAGUGGUGGCACAGCUACCCUGAUUGUGAGUACAUGAGCCGACAGCCGGCAUGUUGGUGCCAACUCAGUCAAUCCCGGUACCCAAGGGUCACGUGAUGUCAGCUAUGUUGGCUCCAACUCCAUGAUCCAGUCAAUCCCUGUAUCCAUGUGUCACCUGGUGUCAGCCAUGUUGGUUCCAACUCCAGUCAAUCCCUGUAUCCAUGUGUCACAUCAGCGAUGUCAGCGGCAUGCUGGUUCGUCUGGUCACACGCCAUGUACACUUUCUACACAAAUGUACUGACAAGGAUGUACAAUCACUCUGUUGUCAUCAGUCUUUACUAUUAUUCCAUGUUUUUACGAGCGCUAGGGUUUACCGGGUGUUAGCGGCCGUCGUGAGUUCCCUUCGGGAACGGACACGAUUUUUUUUUACGAGCGCAGUCCUUUCCAUGCAUUUUCCCUCUCUUAUCAUGAUUAUGCAAGUACAUGUACAGUUUCCUCGGACACAAGAAUGCAACAAUACUAAGGAGAAGAACACACUUCAGGCUCUUGAACGUCUUGAACGUUUUCACGGGUACGCUUUCCAAGUAUGUGUAUAAAGUCUGCUACAUUUUCCUCAGCAUCGAGUGAAGUGUGAGAAAACAUUCCAGCUACUGCUAGUUCCGACUGAUCGCUGCAGUGAUGUUGUACUGAUCGCCGCAGUGAUGUUGUACAGAUCGCCGCAGUGAUGUUGUACUGAUCGCCGCAGUGAUGUUGUACUGACCCGCAGUGGUGUACUGAUCGCCGCAGUGAUGUUGUACUGACCCUGUGGUAGGUGCGGCCUUCACAAGUAUUACUUGUUCUUUAGUUUGUGUUUCACAAACACUGCAGUUCAGAUCUGUCAACAAUUUUAUCGCUUUUUUAUUCAGUUCGUCUCUGGAAUACUAGUUACAAAAGAUACUCUCUCCCUCCCUUGCUUUGUCUCUCUCUCUCUCCCUCUCUCCCUCUCUCUCAUGACCUAUAUGUUCUUUUUAAAUGCUGAAAUUUGGUACAAUAACUGCUGACAAUAUGUGCAUUCGUCCUUUGUGACACCAAUAGAAAGAGAUGCGUGUGUGUGCCUAUGUCCAUGUGUAGAUGCCAUGUUCUGCAUUUUCAUGUCUUUUUCGUCACCAAUCUGCUGGCUAGAGUGAAUAUCAUUCAUGCAUCCAGUGUACUUCAAAGUAGAUUGUUCACCUGUCACCUUUUAUGCCUGAGCAUUUCUUAUUGGCUAUUUUGAUGCCUUUACUUCAACUCUCUGUUCAAAAAUAAUGCUAUGUAGAGAAAGCUUCGGCAUCAUCUCUGUUACUUCGCAAUGUCGUAAACUGACGUUGUGCGUGUAACAGUGACAACUCUUUUUGCACUUUCAUCAGUAUGGUUUUGUGAAUGGCUUUCUGCCUGCUGCAAAAUAAUCUAUUCUGCACGCUUAUUCUGUCGUUUCUCCUGCCUCUUCGCAUGAAUUCAAUUGCUACUUUGCCUACUUGUAGGAAGCAUUUUUUCAGUGAUUUUGUUGCAUUUGUCAAACAAAGCACUGUGUAUACAACCACCUUAUUCUGCCGUA